UCUCCUGAUUGAUGUAUUGGUCUGACUUUAGCGCAUUAGCGUAGUUUUUGAUUGGUAUUCAUUAUACUAGACGUCCCGAGUCACUCCUGAAAAGAUUCAUAUCUCAGGCAGCAAUCCGCGUAAUCAAACACAAAAAUAUUCUAUAAUUGCUACAUUGAAAACUAAUCCCACCCAAACACUGUGCCUCAUAACAAACACUCUGGCAGACCGGCCGCGUGAUCAGACGCUCAGGCAGGUACUUUUUUCCGCUCAAACAACCACAAGCUGUCGGAGCUGCCGGUCGGCUUUGUCCCGAACGAGAGUGUAAAAAUGAGCGAAGAUCACAAGCGAGAGUAUUUACAAACCAGUUUCCUGCAGAAGGUGUUAUCCCAAAACAGAGACACGAUCGAUUUGGAAAUAGUAAAAUGCUCACUAGAGGUCCCAUCUCACUUCGAUGGUUUCAUGGCAACUAUUUACUGGUUGGUCGUUGCCGUAAAAAAUCGUAAAACACACGAACCAUCGAGACUGGACCUGCUAGUAAAAGUGAUGAAAGGAGACGACGAAUCCCGCCGCGUAUCGCAGAGUCUUACAUUGUUCCCAAACGAAAUCAACGUUUACCGGAAUGUUCUGCCCACGUUUAAAAAAUUGAUAAACGUACAACAAGCCGCUAUCGAUGCCACAACAUGGAGCCCGCGAAUUUUCUUCGCUGAGCAAGGACUGUUCCCAGAAUACAGCGACCAAUUCGAAACAAUUCUCGUUAUGGAAAAUGUCCAAUCAAUGGGAUUCACAAGUGGCCCACGGCUCGAUUUGGAUGAAAACCAUUUGAACCUGAUGGUUCGCAAAAUUGCACAAUUCCAUGCGUGCAGCUAUGCGCUUCGCUUGAUUGAUAAUCAAAAGCUCAAUCAGCUGGUGGAGAGCAUUAUUCCACUCAACUUCGUUCAGGAUGGAAAGGUAAUGUUCGAAAGCUAUGAUCAGGUGUUUCGAGCGACACAGAAAAGAAUGUUCAAGUAUUUUGAAUCAAAAAAAGACCAAUUGAAUAACAAUGACAUUUAUGGCGAUAUUGAAAUGCUAAAAAAGAAAUAUGGGGAUAAUCCGUCGCAGUUGAUGCAAAGAUGUUUACGCAGAGACGACGUGUAUUCUGUUAUACUUCACGGAGAUUAUAAUCGAAACAAUGUGCUAUUCAAAUACGAAGAUGGAAAAGCCGUGGACGUACUAAUGAUAGAUUUUCAAGAAAACCGAUUUGGAUCUCCUGCUUUAGAUUUGUCGUUUUUCAUGUACAUGAAUAUGACGGAAGGUGUAAGAAAUUCACAUUGGGACGAACUGCUACUUAAUUAUCACGAAGAGCUGAUAAGGUGCAUUACAGAAAUUACCAAAAUCCCUUCAACCGAUGUUCGAAUGAACCCAUACAAUUUCCCAAACAUGAUGGCUCAUUUGUCCAAUUACUUCAUUUACGGAGCACUCAUCGCCGCCAAGUUUCUGCCGGUCAUGAUGGGGAAUCCGGAAGAUGUCGCCGAAAUUUCUUACUACUUCCACAAGGACAUAUACGCAGAUGGCUUCCGGAAGGCAUUGACCAGAGCCGGAGGAGAAGAAACGGAUCGGAGAACUGCCAGUUUGUUGAGCCACUGUUCCCAACGGGGAUAUUUCAAAUUUCUGUGGACGUAAUUUGAAUCGACAAAGUGCGUUCGCAUCAAGUCGUCUGAAAACACUAAGUACUGAAAUUGUUAUUGUCAUUCGAAUGAUUAGGUAUUAUCUUUUGUUCAGUCAACUGGUUUACAUAGUUUUAUUCAUAUGAUAGAUGUAGUAUAAAAGUAAAAAAGAGCUUUAGAUAAAAUAGAUAACUAGUUUUUAUAUUGGUUUUCGAUUAUAAACAUAUAAGCAUGCCAACCACUUAAAUAACAGCAAAAUUGAAUAAAAAUGUAGUUGGGUUACCGCUCCUUGAAUUCAUACGAAUGUUAUUGAUAUAGAAGCAUGUUAUUAAUAAUAAAACAGUUACCUUACUAAAUUGCGUAUCGCCCAGAAAGAA
Molecule: messenger RNA, 2002 nt
Organism: Armigeres subalbatus
Lineage: Eukaryota; Metazoa; Arthropoda; Insecta; Diptera; Culicidae
Exons: 3
Coding region: 310-1641 (443 amino acids)
Source: RefSeq, a predicted model, not a curated record